AUGCGUUCGCAAGCACUAGAGCUGCUCUCGCAAGCAAAAGAACACAACAAGAUUCCAAGCGAGCGGACUGCUACGUUUGAAGGACGUGAUUCUUCCGAGAGCCGGGAGCGGACCAACAUCGAGCUGGAGAAGACAAGACAGUACGAGAAGAUACUGACGCUUGCUGGCGACUGGGUUGCUACGUUCGUAGGAAAGGAGGAUCCCAGGGAUCGCGAGCGGAUCGAAGAGGAGCUGGAUGCCGCGGCGCAUGAAUACUUCGAGGGAGGCGAGGAUUGUAUAUGCGAGAACCGUCGAAGGGAGAGACGGGUGAAGAGAUGUGCGUAA
Messenger RNA from Saxophila tyrrhenica, 324 nucleotides. RefSeq lists its product as uncharacterized. The record is from RefSeq and is a predicted model, not a curated record. The coding region runs from base 1 to 324 and encodes 107 amino acids. NCBI's taxonomy places the organism in Eukaryota, Fungi, Ascomycota, Dothideomycetes, Mycosphaerellales, Extremaceae. The transcript has a single exon.